AUGCUCCAAAUACCCUCCACGCCGACAGAGUUCUCCAACAGGACAGCUGUGGAUAUAAGCAUUUCGCCGGUGGACACCGCCGCAGAUGCGGACGUGGCAGCUGUGUCAAACUUAAGAAGGCCACGGUCCCAUUCGUACUACAGUCUUGAGGAUGCGAAGCAGUAUGGGGAGGUUACGGAGAAAGCGGACGUCCAAAUCAGACCGCGCUCAAGGUCCUUCUACAGCUAUGAAACAUCGGAGAACUAUAACGAAGAAAGUUUCACCAGGGCAAACGCCAGGAGUCCGCCAGAAAUCUCUCUUCUGCCGAGCGAAGGCAGGAAAGAGAUGAGUGUGGAUCCAAUCCUGACAAGGUUACUCGCUAAGAUGCCAAAGGCAAGCAUUAACAAAAACAGUCCAUCAAAGGAAAUGAGCGGCAGCAGAGGCAAUUUAAAAGGCGAGCCCAUGAUGACCAUCUCCGAAUCGGACAACUGGGAGAUCAGCUCUUGCUCCGGGAUGAAGUACGGCCAGUUCGUGGACUGGGAGAAGAUCGACCCCGAGUCUGCCGAGCGCCACCGGACGAUCCUGAAGAGCGACCAGCGCGAGCUCAAGGCCAUGGGUCGGAGCGGCUACUGGUCCACGCCGCACACGCUGAGGGCCAAGGCGUACUACCACAUCAUCCACGGCCUCAACAGGAGGUCUGCCACGCCGGACAGGGACAUCUACCAGGAGCUCGCCGGGCAGCUCUUCGGAGAGCACAGGAUGAGCACGCACCCGUUCCCCGAGUACAUGGAGAACGGCCUGAUACCCAGGUACUGCCUCAACAAGGCGGGCCUGAACUCCGUCAAGAAGAUCCUGCUCUGCGUGGGGAGGCGCUUCCCCGAAAUGAACUUCUGCCCCAUCCUGCCGGCGCUAGCGUCGCUGCUCCUGCACUUCAGCGAGGACGAGGCCGAGUGCUUCCACAGCGUGUGCCGCCUGGUCGCCUACGACGACCCCGACAAGCGCUACAUAGACCAGACCUUCCUCACCUACCGGGCCUCCUGCAUGACCUUCGGCGACCUGGCCAACAAGUUCUGCCGCGGCGUCCGCAAGCUCAUCGCGGCCUCCAACCAGAACCUCUUCGAGUUCUACUCCGACUGGAUCGUGUGGAUCUUCGCGGACCUGCCCUUCACCUACGCCAUCCGGGUCCUGGACGUGUACCUCCUGGAAGGCUACAAGGUGCUCUACAGGGUGGCGCUGGCGCUGCUCAGCCUGUACAAGGUGUCCGUGGCCUCCCGGGUCGCCCACGUGGAGGACUUCCGGCAGGACAUGAAGAGCUUCGUGGAGAACAUCGGGCGCCACGUCACCACGGAGAAGCUGAUGGAGAGGGCCUUCAGCAUUCAGCUCGCCACGCGGAGGGAGCUCCACGCCCUCUUCAACGCCAACAAAGACGCCCUCGUGCAGAAGGGCAUCAACAAGCACCAAAACACGCAGUCAUACAUAGCGGUGGAUCUGGAGAACUUCAGCUCCAGUGUGGUAACUGGGACAGAGAUGAGGAUCGUCUGGGCCUGGAUUCCAGAGCGCUUUGCCCUCUUCCCUCCCACCAUACUCUUCAGCACCAGCGAGCACGGACACAGCCUGGCCUCGUUUUAUUCCCAUGUUGAGGGUUACGAGCCAACCGUCUUGCUUUUGAAAACUGUAGAUGAAGGGGUCUGUGGUGCCUUCCUGUCAUCGGACUGGAUUGUGAGAACAAAGCAUGCUGGGAAAGGCCUCUCUUUCUUUGGGACCGGUGAAUGCUUCGUGUUUACCCUGCGGCCAGGGAUGGAACGCUACCAGCGACCCAUACUCCAGCUCUCGGACGUCCUGGACAGAGCUUCGCCCCCGCCCAAGUCUCCAGGCGCCCCUCGGACCACUGCUGCUCCUGGGAACGACGACGAGGUCACGCCCACGACCAUGACCCGUCCUGCGGGCACGCCCCAGAACCCCAACUUUCUGACCGUUCCCUUCCCCGUCUCCCCCGGGGGAUCCCCGGUCGUAUCGCAGAGGAGAACCAAAGCGGAGCGCCCCCUUUCUGCGUCCAUGUUCAUGGCAGGGGACGAGGACAGGCUCAUCAUCGGUGGAGGCGGGGGCCAGGCACUGUGCAUCGAAGCCGACCUGAUGACCGGGCGGACGGAACGCUGCGACACCUUCGACAGUUCCCCCCUCUGCAAGAGAAACUUCCGGAUUCAGUCGCUGGAAGUCUGGGGGAUUCAGAACUCUGCCGCCUUCUCCCCCGCCGCCUCAGUAGAAACAGGCUAGAACACCGCACGAACUGUAUCUAGAUGCGUUGGGUUUCCGUUGGUUUUUCCAUUACAUGUCAAGAUUCAGUCCACUCAAAAUAUAUUUUGAGGGAGAUUAGAAAAAAAAAAAUUUAAAUCAUGAGUUUGAAAGUGCACAGUGAGCAAUUUCCAUACUUAUUUUCUCUUGCCGUAUGGAGAAUGUAGUGUUAUCAGAAGCAUAUCUUUUUUGUUUGGUUGUGCCUCUGUAGAAUAAUGUAUUACUGUAAACCAUGUCGAUAUUUAUGUUGGGUUGGGUUUUUAGAAGCUUUAAAAUGGAAGAUCAUUUUAAAUGAAUAGUCAUGCUAUGUACACACAUAUACAGUAUAUAUAUAUAUAUUAUAUAUAUAUAUAUAUAAUGUAUAUAUAUGUCUCACAAUAUAUCCCCACGGGCUCGGCUACUAGUGUUUGAUAUGUCUUUCCUAAGGCCCGGCAAUGCAUUUCUGUCCCCUGUUCUGUUCUGCAGGUGAUAAGUCUAUAUAUAUAAGAACCAUAUAUUCUGCUGCACUGAAACCUACACUACAAGGGACUUUCAGUAAGAAAGAAAAUAAAUAUUAUUUUUUGAAA
Anguilla rostrata (American eel) is the source of this 2837-nucleotide messenger RNA. Its product is annotated as TBC1 domain family member 24-like. The transcript is spliced from 7 exons. The record is from RefSeq and is a predicted model, not a curated record. The coding region runs from base 1 to 2253 and encodes 750 amino acids. Gene Ontology annotation, biological process: response to oxidative stress. Lineage: Eukaryota; Metazoa; Chordata; Actinopteri; Anguilliformes; Anguillidae. Gene Ontology annotation, cellular component: nucleus.